Messenger RNA from Coffea eugenioides, 1768 nucleotides. Its product is annotated as GABA transporter 1-like. Gene Ontology annotation, cellular component: plasma membrane. The coding region runs from base 178 to 1767 and encodes 529 amino acids. The transcript is spliced from 7 exons. NCBI's taxonomy places the organism in Eukaryota, Viridiplantae, Streptophyta, Magnoliopsida, Gentianales, Rubiaceae. The record is from RefSeq and is a predicted model, not a curated record.
AAAGAUAUACGAAAACAAUAAUGAUGAAUAAACCAGUUUUACACGGAGCAUAUUUCCACGCAAACGUCCAAGAUAUUAGUUUUCAAUUUUCGGCUGGUAGCAUGUGCAUUGCAGCAUUAGUCUGUCUUUUCCGAAAUGAGUCAAGCCCAUCAUAUAGUGUUGAACACAGAGUUGUGAAUGAAUCUGAAUCUUACCUUAAAGCUGAAUAUCCUUAAUUUAUACUGCUCGAAACCAACCGGCGUUGACUUGUUGAUUUCACUCUCAGUGCUACAUAACCCCUCGUAUCGCCCACAAUUCUGUUCCAACAUUUUUGGUCGUUUAUUCACACACACAUUCUAUCCGCAGAACAGAUCCCACAUAAAUCACACGCAUAGAAGGUGGAAAAUGGGAACUGCUGUCCUAGACUCCCCCAAGCUAUCUCCAGAACAUGGAGAAAAAGGUGGUGCAGCAACAGUCGGCCCCAAAGAGCUUGAUGCUGGUGCCCUUUUCGUCCUGAAAUCCCGAGGGACAUGGUUGCACUGUGGAUACCAUCUAACAACAGCAAUAGUUGCGCCGGCACUAUUGAGCUUGCCCUUUGCAUUUGCCUUGUUGGGAUGGGCGGGUGGAGUUUUGAGCCUCGCCCUCGCCGGGCUGGUGACCUUCUACUCCUACAACCUUCUAUCCUUAGUACUGGAGCACCAUGCGGCGCUUGGAAAGCGCCAGCUUCGUUUCAGGGACAUGGCUCAUGAUGUUUUAGGGCCAGGAUGGGGUCGGUAUUUCGUUGGCCCACUUCAAUUGGGCAUUUGUUAUGGGGCUGUCAUUGCAUGUACACUUCUGGGUGGACAGAGCUUAAAGUAUAUUUACUUGGUGGCUAGACCGAACGGGAGCAUGGAACUGUACCAUUUCGUUGUUAUUUUCGGAGGCUUAACAUUAGUAAUGGCCCAAAUGCCAUCAUUUCAUUCAUUGAGGCAUAUCAAUCUCAUCUCCUUGCUUCUUUGUCUUGCUUACUGCGCUUGCACCACUGCAGGAGCCAUAUAUGUAGGAUACUCUAAAAAUGCUCCUCCAAGGGACUACUCAAUCACUGGAGUUGGUAUAAAUACAGUCUUUGGUGCCUUCAACGCUUUUUCAAUUAUUGCCACAACAUAUGGCAAUGGAAUUAUACCUGAAAUUCAGGCCACUAUAGCCCCUCCAGUAACGGGGAAAAUGUUUAAAGGGUUAUUGGUUUGCUAUGCAGUUGUGAUUUCCACAUUCUUCAGUGUUGCAAUUUCUGGAUACUGGGCAUUUGGAAAUCAGUCUCAACAAUCUGUUCUCUCAAAUUUCAUGGUCAAUAACCAUCCUUUACUGCCUAAGUGGUUUCUUCUGAUGACCAAUGUCUUCACCUUGGUGCAAGUAUCAGCAGUUGUCUUGGUUUACAUGCAACCGACAAAUGUUGUUAUAGAGCGGGCAUUUGCAGAUCCUAAGAAAGACCAAUUCUCGGUCAGGAAUGUUGUUCCCCGUCUGAUAUUCCGGUCAUUAUCAAUCGUCCUAGCAACAACCUUGGCCGCAAUGCUACCUUUCUUUGGAGACAUUAUGGCAUUGUUUGGGGCCUUCGGUUGUAUUCCUUUGGAUUUCAUUUUGCCAAUGGUUUUCUAUAACCUCACGUUCAAACCCUCAAGGAAGGGCUUGGUGUACUGGGGAAACACAAUUAUUGCAGUUUUAUCCACAGUUUUGGCCUUGGUUGGGGCAGUUGCAUCGGUGAGGCAGAUAAUUUUGGAUGCCAAGACUUACCGUUUGUUUGCUAACAUGUAAU